AUGGAUGCUCGUUACGUUCGUGAGGCCUUGGGGGACACCCUUACCCGUGGCUGCGCUCUCGUGGCCCAAUUCAAACCGGAUGAUCCCAUCGAGUGGCUUGCCGACUUUCUUCGCCACGAUGCUAAACAACAAGAGCUUACAAAGCUCCGCCACGCCGAAGCAGAUCGCCGUGCCAAGCUCCUUGAAGAAGCACUGCGCCACGAAGAAGCCGAUCGUCAGCGUCGUGCUGAGGAGGAACGCCUAGCAGCGGAGCGCCGCCCCAAUGCCUUUAUGAAUGCCUGCCAAGAAUAUCUGGCCGAUGUCAAGUCCCGCGAGCAUGGCCUGCGAGCCUCAACUUCUAGCAUUCAAGAGUUUGGCCGGGCGGCUCUCGUGCAUUGCAUUGCCGAUAUUGCUGACGUUAUCAUCAGCGAAGAGGCUCGCAAUCUGGAGGGCUCAGUGCCAAUGGACGUGGUCAGCGUUUUGCGUGCCGGCCUGCUUUUGGUCGGCUACCCCAGCCCAAUGGUCGAGGGCUGGGAAAAGGUCAAGGCCCUCAUUGACCGAGAAACCUUUUGUCGUCGCUUCGAGACCUUUGACGCGAUCAACCACACGAGCAUCAAUCGGGUCGCGGCGGCCGUGCGUGAGAUGGAUGGCAUUGACAUUCAAAGUCGCGUGAUUCAAAAGCACGCCUAUGGCCCUCUUGCUGUCCGCUUCCAUACGUGCACUAUGGCUGCUGUCCAAGCCUUUGGACUUAGCCUUGACGGCGUGUAUCCCAAGGAGACAGUGCAGGAUGGCACCGACAAUGUGACACACAAUGUUUGGCGCCAACCUGCCGAUCCCAACGAAUUUUAUGGUCAAGAAGUCGACGAGGAGGAGCUCAACAAAUCCAAGCUGUGUGGCCUCGAGCUUCUCAACGCCGUGGUUCUUGAUGAUGAGCUCACCAAGAACAAGAUGCGCUUGCGCGUGUUUUGGAAAUGCACCGAGGGAAGCAGCUGCGAUCCUGAUGCCUCCCUUAUCAUGUUCGAUCGCCAUGGUGUCUUGCACGAUAACAUUUAUCACCUCAUCCACUCCAGCCACGACAACUCGAUGCAUCACAUGGGUGACAACACCGAGGCCUCAGCUCACGUGCCUGUGGGUGACGACUUUGAUGAUGAACACUUUAUUCUCAACUUGGCAGAGACUGAUCCAAAUACCUAUGUCAUUGCCGUUGUUCUCAACGUUGCCGUGGACGGUGAGGAUCUCAGCCCUGUCCAGCAAUGCAGCAUGAGCAUUCAUGCCGGCGACAGCGGGCGUGUCCCUCCCAGUGGCUUGGUGGAUUUCAACUUGAGCCGCGUCACACGCUCAGAGAUGCUUUUGGGUCUCAUUUAUCGCGACAUCAAUGAUCCUUCACAAUGGCACAUGAUGGGCCUGGGUGAGGCCAUUCAGGGCGCUGAGCGCGAGAAGGAGGCCUCGCAAAACUUUAUGAAUGCUGCUCCGCUUGCAAUGCGCUACAUCAAGGAAAUGAACCUCAUCCCCCCCAAUCAGGAUCCUAACUUCCAGGCCCCCAACGCUUUCAACCCGUUCAAGAUGAUUCCUGGUGACAACUUUGAGGUCCCUGCGCUUGCUCUGGAGGCACCGGUGGUGAUUGGCAUGGGUUGGGAUGUCGAUGAGGACAUUGCCAUGGAUCUGGAUUGCGGUUUGGCCGUCUAUUCCGGCUCAACACGCACAGACUACUGCGACUUUGAGAAGCUCACCACAAACGAUGGGGCUUGCCAGCAUCAGGGCGACAACCGUGACGGUGAGGGCGAAGGUGACGACGAGCAAAUCAUCAUCGAGUUUGGCAAGCUGGAUCCUCUCUCCGAUGCCCUCUUCCUGUACGCCGCCGUGUAUGAGGGCGGUGCUCUCAAGGAUGUCGAGAACGUGCACAUUCGCAUGGUGACGCAGCGCGAUGGCAAGCUGAAGGAAAUUUGCCGCUUCUCACUGGAUUGGCUGGCGAAUGUUGAAGAGGACACAGCCGUCAUUCUGGCUCGCAUCAGCCGCACCGAGAACGGCGGUUUUGCCUUUAACACCAUCGGUGUGACAGCACACGGCCGCACCAUUGAGGAGCUUGAGGGCAGGUUGCAACAACAUUUGCAAUGA
This is a messenger RNA of Monosiga brevicollis MX1, 2094 nucleotides long. RefSeq lists its product as uncharacterized. The transcript has 9 exons. The record is from RefSeq and is a predicted model, not a curated record. Lineage: Eukaryota; Choanoflagellata; Craspedida; Salpingoecidae. Bases 1 to 2094 code for a protein of 697 amino acids.